Messenger RNA from Adineta steineri, 1290 nucleotides. Lineage: Eukaryota; Metazoa; Rotifera; Eurotatoria; Adinetida; Adinetidae. The record is from the annotation of a GenBank genome assembly.
AUGAAAACAAUAUUACAAUUCGAUAACACGAAUCCGUUAACUGAUAUAGCUAGUUUAGUUCAACUACAUCAAAAUUCUACAAAUGAAACUGAUGGUAUCUUUCCAUCGAAUGGUGACUAUGAAUUUUAUCAAAAAUACGUUUUGAAUAAAACUAUUGAUUAUUAUUUAACAAAUGCAUCGUUAAAAGAUGAACUAAACAUGUGCUUCGGCAGCAAAAAUAUACAAAAAAUCUGUAAAUUAUGGUUAUUCAUUCAUGAUUUAUUGAAACAGUUACCAGGUAGUAAAAAACCAGUAACACUGUAUCGUGGUCAAUACCUUGCGACUCAGGAAAUACAAGAAAUAAGAAAUAAUACUGGAGGUUUCAUGCAAUAUUUCAAGUUUUUUUCAAUGUCAACGUCUAAUAUUCUUGCUAUUUGCCGUCGUGAAGAGGAUUAUUUGCAUUUACAUCCAGAAUCAGUACUAUUUCAGCUUAAGAUCAAUGAUAGUUAUACAAAUACAAGAUUUGGAUUGGUUACGCAAACCAAUGAGGAGAAAACAUUCUUAUUUGCACCUGGUAGUAUAUUUCGUAUUGAAUCCGUCGAAAAACUGAGCGAUCAUACUUGGUGUUGCAAACUAUGCCUUAGCAAUGCCGAUGAAAAUAAACUAACUAGCACGUUUCAACAUUACGAAAAAGAAAUUGGUACAGCAUUAACUUUUUUAUCAUUAGGCAUCUAUUUAAGUGAAAUAGGGCAAGUGGAUGAAGCAAUUACAUAUUUUCAAACUUUGCUUUCGGUAUCAAAAGAUCCCGAUAUUACUUCCGCUAUUUUGAAUAAUUUAGCAAUUAUCUCUACGUGUAAAGAUGAUCCAGCUGUUGCGCGAAGUCAAUUGGAGCAAGCUCUCAAAUUGCAAACAUCGGAUACUCAUACGACAUCCACUGUAACGUUGUUAUCUCCUAAAAAAACACUAGAUAUGAUGUUAGCACAGCCGAUCCCAAGCACUUUACCGAUCAUAAACUAUUAUAAUCUUGCCUGUAUCCAUCGAGAUCUAGAGCGUUUCGAUGAAGCACUGAAAGAAUGUGAAAAAGCGUUAAAGUCAACAAAAACCGAGAUCAAUUCUACUCAUACCGCUCUUGUUUACGGUGCAAUGGGAAGUGUUUAUUAUGCUCGAGAAGACCAUGGGAAUGCAUUAAAAUAUUUUAGAAUGGCUUUGGAUGUUGCAUUAAUUCAUCUUCCAAGUACAGAUCCACUUAUUUAUCAAUAUCUAAAUAACAUACGAAUAUUGAGUAACAAUAUUAAAUCAACACUUUCUUAA